This is a messenger RNA of Aedes albopictus (Asian tiger mosquito), 7452 nucleotides long. It is a transcript of the gene rudimentary, whose product is annotated as CAD protein. Gene Ontology annotation, cellular component: cytosol; cytoplasm. Bases 618 to 7295 code for a protein of 2225 amino acids. Lineage: Eukaryota; Metazoa; Arthropoda; Insecta; Diptera; Culicidae. The transcript is spliced from 8 exons. The record is from RefSeq and is a predicted model, not a curated record. Gene Ontology annotation, molecular function: carbamoyl-phosphate synthase (glutamine-hydrolyzing) activity; dihydroorotase activity; aspartate carbamoyltransferase activity. Gene Ontology annotation, biological process: L-citrulline biosynthetic process; L-glutamine metabolic process; UTP biosynthetic process.
UGUUUACGCGCUGAUUCUCCGUUCACCUUCCGAUACCACUCUGCCGGCUAGGCUAUAGGCUUUUCAGCAGUUCCUCGUCUGACCGGUUCCUCGAGCAACGGCUACCUACCAACACAGCUAUCAAUCCUUUCUUCCUCCCUGCUGGCGUAUUCCUUCAUCGAAGCUAAUCAACGCCAUAUAGGAACCUACCUAUACUCCCUCUUCCGCAGACCGCGCCCGCCAGGAGAACUUCUGGAUGGUGCACGCAGCAACGAACGAACCGAACGGCAAAGAGACCUUGCUCGACGUUUUCUUGCUUGCUCACAGCUCAGUCCGAUCACGACUGUCAACCGGUUCGGAACUGUGUUUAGAGGCUCUUCUCGAAGGGACGCUUGUGCCACGUGUUUUGUGGAAUUUUGCGAAUUUCGUGCUAUUCCGUUGGAAAUAAGGACAAUUUUUGAUUUGUGAUUAAAGAGACUGUAUUUGGGAUCCGUUUGAUAUAAGUUUUAGUGCUAUAACUUUAGUAAGAUUUAAGAGUUUGAACAAAACAUAUUGUUUAGUGCGUAGGCAUUAAGUGCUAACUAGUGUAUUGUUGAACAACAUUCUGUAACUUGCGAUAAUUUAUCAAAACCACAGUCAUGCCUGCCACGUUAGUUCUGGAGGAUGGCACCGUCGUGCAUGGUGAAAGCUUCGGAGCCGAGGUGGACUCCGACGGAGAGGUCGUCUUCCAGACGGGAAUGGUCGGCUAUCCGGAAUCGAUGACCGAUCCGUCCUACCACGAGCAGAUACUGGUGCUGACCUAUCCGUUGAUCGGGAACUAUGGCAUCCCGGACGAGGACCUGGACGAACUUGGACUGAUGCUGCAUUUCGAAUCGAACAACAAGAUUUGGACGUCCGGUUUGGUGGUGGGCGAGAUCUGCGAGACUCCGUCGCACUGGAGGAGCAAACUGACGCUGUCGCAGUGGAUGAAGAAGCACAACGUGCCGGGGAUCAGCGGAAUCGAUACGAGAGCGCUGACCAAGAAGAUUCGCGAGAAUGGAACGAUUUUGGGCAAAAUCGUCCAAGGUCACGUAGCGAGCGCAGCCGGUAUUGCCUUUCAGAACCAGAAUCUUCGCAACCUGGUGGCGGAGGUUUCCAUCUCCAAACCCGUUACCUACAACGAGUCCGGUUCGCCUCGCAUAUGUGCCAUCGAUUGCGGGCUAAAGUUGAAUCAGGUUCGCUGCUUCAUCAACCGGGGAGCUCGCGUAGACGUUGUACCGUGGAAUGCCAAGCUGAACCCGGAAAACUACGACGGUCUGUUCUUGAGCAACGGUCCCGGAGAUCCAGUUAUGUGCAAGGAUACGGUUGCCAACAUCCGGCAGCUACUGGUGGAGGGUUCGGUUGUGAAACCGAUCUUCGGAAUUUGUCUGGGUCAUCAGCUGCUUUCGACGGCAGCCGGUUGCAAGACCUACAAGAUGAAGUACGGUAAUCGGGGUCACAAUCUCCCUUGUAUCCAUAAGGGAACGAAAAGGUGUUUCAUGACGUCGCAGAACCAUGGAUUCGCCGUGGAUUCUUCUCGGCUACCCGAGGGAUGGGAAGAGUUGUUCACAAACAUCAACGAUCACACAAACGAGGGCAUUGUGCAUGUCAGUAAACCGUACUUCAGUGUCCAGUUCCAUCCGGAGCAUACAGCAGGGCCGGAGGACUUGGAAGUCCUAUUCGAUGUAUUCCUAGACACCGUAAGAUCGUACAAAAUUGCGAAAUCAGACAAACUGACGAUGAACGUCCGACUGAAUGAGGCUUUGGCGUAUAGACCAACGGUGGCAAUCGAUACAACUCGUCCGAAGAAGGUGUUGAUUUUGGGAUCCGGAGGGUUAUCGAUUGGGCAGGCGGGAGAGUUCGACUACUCUGGAUCGCAAGCCAUCAAGGCAUUGAAGGAGGAGAAGAUCCAAACGGUGCUCAUCAACCCAAAUAUUGCAACCGUGCAGACUUCCAAGGGCUUGGCGGACAAGGUUUACUUCCUGCCGUUGACGCAGAACUACGUGGAGCAGGUGAUCAAGGCUGAGAGGCCGGGUGGAGUCCUGCUGACUUUCGGAGGUCAAACGGCGUUGAAUUGUGGAAUCGAGUUGCAGAAGGCGGGAAUUUUCGACCGCUACAAUGUGAGGAUCAUGGGAACUCCGAUAACGUCGAUCAUCGAAACCGAGGAUCGAAAGAUCUUUGCGGAGCGAGUGGCCGAGAUCGGAGAGAAGGUCGCUCCUUCUGAUGCGGUUUAUUCUGUUCAGGAAGCUCUCGAUGCUGCGGAAAAGAUCGGGUAUCCGGUAAUGGCUAGGGCAGCGUUUGCUCUGGGUGGUCUAGGGUCAGGAUUCGCUAACAAUCGGGAGGAAUUGAAGGUGCUUGCUCAACAGGCCUUAGCUCAUUCAAACCAACUGAUCAUCGAUAAAUCGCUCAAGGGGUGGAAGGAAGUGGAAUACGAAGUGGUUCGCGAUGCAUACGAUAACUGCAUAACCGUGUGUAACAUGGAGAACGUGGAUCCGUUGGGCAUCCAUACCGGAGAGAGCAUCGUAGUGGCUCCGUCGCAAACUCUUUCCAACCGCGAAUACAACAUGCUGCGAACCACGGCUAUCAAGGUCAUCCGACACUUCGGGGUCGUCGGAGAAUGUAACAUCCAGUACGCGUUGAACCCGUUCUCUGAGGAAUACUACAUCAUCGAGGUGAACGCCCGUCUAUCGAGAAGCUCUGCCCUUGCCAGCAAAGCCACUGGAUACCCGCUGGCUUACGUGGCUGCGAAGCUUGCGCUAUCGAUCCCUCUGCCAGAGAUUAAGAACUCGGUAACUGGAGUCACGACGGCUUGUUUCGAGCCAAGUCUGGACUACUGCGUAGUCAAAAUGCCCCGCUGGGAUCUGUCCAAGUUUGCAAGAGUUAGCAAGCACAUCGGUAGCUCGAUGAAGAGCGUCGGAGAGGUGAUGGCCAUUGGACGGAAGUUUGAAGAAGCCUUCCAAAAGGCGCUACGAAUGGUGGACAAUGUCAAUGGUUUCGAUCCGUACUUGAUGAAGGUGAACGAGCAGGAGCUAAAACAACCGACGGAUAAGCGAAUGUUUGUGCUGGCCGCUGCGUUAAGGAAAGGUUACACCGUCGAUCAGAUCUACGACCUGACCCAGAUCGAUCGAUGGUUCUUGGUCAAAAUGAAGAACAUCAUCGAUUUCGGACAAAAGUUGGAGGAGUUAUCGGCGAUUCCGGAAAAGGAAAUGCUGCUGGAAGCGAAGAAGAUCGGUUUUUCGGACAAACAGAUAGCGGAGUUGAUCAAGAGCACAGAGCUGGCGGUCCGUAUGCAGCGUAAGGAUACGGGAGUGCUGCCGUUUGUGAAGCAGAUCGAUACCGUGGCAGGAGAGUGGCCAGCGUCUACGAACUACUUGUACUUGACGUACAACGCUACCAACGACGACAUCGACUUCCCCGGUCAGUACACGAUGGUGAUCGGCUCGGGAGUUUACCGAAUUGGAAGCUCAGUAGAGUUCGACUGGUGUGCUGUUGGAUGUCUUCGGGAACUGAGGAAUCUCGGUAGGAAAACGAUCAUGGUCAACUACAAUCCAGAAACGGUCAGUACCGAUUACGACAUGUGCGAUCGUCUCUACUUUGAGGAAAUUUCCUUCGAAGUAGUCAUGGACAUCUACGACGUGGAGCAACCGGAAGGUAUCAUCCUUUCCAUGGGUGGACAGCUGCCGAACAACAUUGCCAUGGAUCUGCAUCGUCAACAGGCCAGGAUUCUAGGAACUUCGCCUGAAUCCGUAGAUGGUGCCGAGAAUCGAUUCAAGUUCUCCCGUAUGCUGGACAGAAAAGGAAUUCUCCAACCACGGUGGAAGGAACUGACCAACUUGGAGUCAGCCAUCGACUUCUGUGAAGAAGUGGGCUACCCUUGCCUGGUCCGUCCGUCGUACGUUCUCUCCGGUGCAGCCAUGAAUGUCGCCUAUUCCAACCAAGAUCUGGAGACAUACCUCAAGCACGCAUCCGACGUGAGCAAGGAGCAUCCGGUCGUGAUCUCGAAAUUCUUGGUCGAGGCAAAAGAAAUUGACGUGGAUGCCGUGGCGGCUGAUGGAGAGAUUCUGUGCAUGGCCGUUUCUGAGCACGUUGAAAAUGCCGGCGUUCACUCCGGGGAUGCAACGCUGGUCACCCCACCGCAGGACAUCAACCAUGAAACUCUGGAACGCAUCAAGCAAAUAGCGAGGGACAUUGCUGCCCUGCUGGAUGUCACCGGGCCGUUCAACAUGCAGCUUAUUGCCAAGAACAACGAACUCAAGGUGAUCGAGUGCAACGUGCGCGUAUCCCGAUCGUUCCCGUUCGUGUCCAAGACGUUGAAUCACGACUUUGUGGCGAUGGCAACCAGGGUCAUUGUGGGAAUGAGUGUUGAACCGGUGGAUGUGCUGCACGGAUGCGGCAAAGUGGGCGUCAAGGUUCCGCAGUUUAGCUUCUCGCGUUUGGCCGGAGCGGACGUGAUGCUCGGGGUGGAGAUGGCUUCGACCGGAGAGGUGGCUUGUUUUGGUGAUAAUCGGUACGAGGCGUACCUGAAGGCGAUGAUGUCGACCGGGUUCCAGAUUCCGAAGCGGGCGAUUUUGCUCAGCAUUGGAAGUUUUAAGCACAAAAUGGAACUAUUGCCGAGUAUUCGUAUUCUUCAUAAAAUGGGAUACAAGCUUUACGCUUCAAUGGGUACAGGAGACUUCUAUACCGAGCAUGGAGUCGACGUGGAAUGCGUUCAAUGGACGUUCGAUGCUGCCGUUACCGGCGAGGACACUGGAGGAGAGUUGAGACAUCUGGCAGAAUUCCUGGCCAACAAACAGUUCGACAUGGUGAUCAAUCUUCCCAUGAGAGGCGGUGGAGCUCGACGGGUCAGCUCGUUCAUGACCCAUGGUUACCGGACGCGCCGACUAGCGGUCGAUUACUCCAUCCCACUGGUCACAGAUGUCAAGUGCACCAAACUGCUGGUGGAAGCAAUGCACCGGAUCGGACGCGCUCCACCGAUGAAGACCCACACGGAUUGUAUGUCAUCGAAGACCAUGGUUAAGAUGCCUGGGUUCAUCGACGUCCAUGUACAUUUGCGAGAACCAGGGGCGACCUAUAAGGAGGACUUCAGCUCAGGAACCGCUGCGGCCUUGGCUGGGGGAGUUACUCUGGUUUGUGCCAUGCCCAAUACUAACCCUCCGAUCGUGGAUCGACAGUCCUUCCAGUUGUUCCAGGACUUGGCUCAGAAGGGAGCCCGGUGCGACUAUGCCUUGUUCGUCGGAGCUUCCUCGACAAACUUCUCAAGCAUCAGUGAACUGGCGCCACAAGCUGCCGCUCUCAAGAUGUAUUUGAACCAGACUUUCACCACCUUGAAGCUGAACGACAUGCUUGUUUGGCAGAAGCACCUGUCUCACUGGCCCAAGCGUGCUCCACUUUGCGUACAUGCCGAAAGCGAAUCUACUGCUGCUAUUAUCCUUCUGGCAUCGUUGGUGGAUCGUCCGAUUCACAUUUGCCACGUGGCACGAAAGGAAGAAAUCCUUAUCAUCAAGGCAGCGAAAGAACGCGGCAUCAAGGUUACCUGCGAAGUUUGUCCGCAUCACUUGUUCCUAUCCACGAAUGAUGUAGCCCGAAUUGGCCGUGGAAAGGCCGAGGUUCGACCGGUCCUGUGUAGCCCGGAAGAUCAACAGGCCCUCUGGGACAACAUGGAUGUCAUCGACGUGUUUGCUACCGAUCACGCUCCUCACACCAGGGAAGAGAAAGAGUCGGAAAAUCCACCGCCAGGCUUCCCAGGCGUGGAGACGAUCCUUCCCCUGCUGCUGAACGCCGUCAACGAAGGUCGCCUCUCCGUGGAAGACCUGAUCGCCAAGUUCUACAAGAACCCUCGUAAAAUCUUCAGCCUUCCAGAGCAACCCAACACCUACGUGGAGGUCGACUUCGAUGAGGAAUGGGUCAUUCCGGAUUGCCCUUCGCAGUCCAAGGCUCGCUGGACGCCGUUUGCCGGAAUGAGAGUAAAAGGACGUGUCCAUCGGGUGGUUCUUCGCGGAGAGACCGCUUUCGUGGAUGGUGUGGUUUUGGUGAACCCUGGAUACGGCCAGAACGUGCGUGAGUGGCCGUUGAAGAAACCGACUGUGGCGACCUCGGUCGAGAAGAUCAACACUUCGCUGGAUGGAUUGGACCUGUUGUCGAUUACCAAAUCACUGGAUACCACACGUCAGCCGGCGGAUUUCUAUGACACGGAUGGUCAUACAAACGAUAUUUUCAGCAAACUCUUGGCAAGUGGGGAAGUUAACAAGUCGGCAGCGAAUCUGAGCGAUGCUCAGAUGAGACCGUACUCGCCGAUGCCGAGGGUGCGUUGCGACUCGAUGAGCAACUACAUCAAGGAGACUAUGGCGCCUGGUGCAGGAACGGUGAAAGAACGGAUCAUCGCCGGAAAGCACGUGCUGAGCGUGGAUAUGUUCAGCAAGGAGCAUCUGAAUGAGAUAUUCAACGUGGCAACGACGAUGCGGGGACGGGUGCAGAAGGAUCGCCCGUUGGAUGAUCUGCUGCGAGGUAAGGUGAUGGCUUCGGUGUUCUACGAGGUCAGUACGAGAACGUGCUGCAGUUUUGCGGCGGCCAUGCAGAGGCUCGGAGGACGCGUGAUCUACAUGGACGAGACAAGCUCGUCGGUGAAGAAAGGCGAAACGCUGGAGGACAGCAUCCAGGUUAUGUCCGGGUACGCUGACGUGGUGGUGCUGAGACAUCCGGAGCCGGGUGCCGUGAUGCGCGCCGCCCAUCACUGCCGAAAACCGUUGAUCAACGCCGGAGACGGAGUCGGUGAACACCCGACGCAAGCUCUGCUGGACAUAUUCACCAUUCGGGAGGAGAUCGGUACUGUGAAUGGCCUAACGAUUGCCAUGGUUGGUGACCUGAAGCAUGGCCGUACGGUGCACUCGCUGGCUCGACUGCUAACACUGUACAACGUCCACCUGUACUACGUAUGCCCGGAUAAUCUGGGAAUGCCGAAGGACGUCGUUCAGUUUGUCAAAUCCAAGGGCAUUCAACAAUGGUCUUGUACCGCCCUAGAGGAAAUCAUCGACAAAGUGGACGUUCUCUACAUGACCCGGAUCCAGAGGGAGCGCUUCGCAUCGGAAGAAGAAUACAAAGCCAGUUGCGGUCGCCUGGUGCUGACCCCGCAAAUCAUGACCCGGGCCAAGCGCCGGAUGAUCGUGAUGCACCCGCUGCCCCGAGUGUUCGAGAUCAGCAAGGAGAUCGACAUCGACCCGAGGGCGGCCUACUUCCGGCAGGCCGAGUACGGUAUGUACGUCCGCAUGGCCCUGCUGGCCAUGGUGCUGGGCAAGUGUUGAGGGGCCGUUUCUUUCUCGCAUGAACUGUGUAACACACGUGCCAACAGUGAUCCACCGCAAGCCGCGGAUGGUUGCUUUAAUAUACACAUACGAUAUAUAUGAUCUACGAAUAAAAUGUACAAUUUAUCAUGAUUGUCUAAAUGCUAUCACAUAGAAA